UGCAUUCCCUGUAGAAUCAUCCCGUAUUAAAAAAGAAACACGUUUGUUGCAUAAUCUUUUUGAACCGCAAGUUGAACUUUUAACUAUAAAAAACUCUAUUUAAUUAACUACCACGUAAUUCACCCGCAUUCCGACCCGCCCGUGACCUCGCAGUAUCAAACUAAUUAAAUAUUUAACUCUCCAGUUAAAUAAAAAAAACUCUCAGUCUGCAAACUAAAUAUAUUGUACACUUUUGAGUCUAAAUUUGGAUUUCGAAACUUGUAACUUUUGAAAUUUUACACGCAUUAAAAACAAAACCGGAGUCAAGAUGAUGAACGAAUUUGAUGGCAAACGUACCGCAAAGAUGCUCAAGAAGACGACCUGCGAGCAUCUCGAGACUCUAAAGAGGGCCGGCGGCGUAAAAAAUUACGCCAAGAUUCACGCCAACCUGGUCACCUGUGUCGUCGAGGGGUCGAGAGAGUUAAAGGCCCGGCUCUCGAGGUGUUUCACGUGUCGAAAAGUCGACGGGUUUCUGCACAGUUGCAUGCACUGCAUUUUCUUCGGUUGUUUGAAGAGGGGUCAUUUACGCAACCAUUACAAAGAGACUGGACACCCGAUCGCUUGUGACCUGACUUAUGGAACUAUAUACUGCUUCAAGUGCACCGACUUUCUCUAUGACCGCGACUUUGAAGCUAUCGCGGUCGCGAACGAACACAAGUCCGACUAUACGUUGUGGAUGCCAUGCUCGUCUCGUUUGGGGGGUUUACCUCUCGCCGAAUUUUUCCUCCGCUGGGGAACCCCCAACCGAUUUUGCGUCGGGCCACGGUCUACGUUCGGCCUUCGUGGUCUUGUCAACCUGGGUCACACCUGUUUCAUGAACUGCAUCAUUCAAACCCUCAUCCACACCCCGUUGCUGAGAGACUUCUUCAUGACGGAGAGGAUUAUUUGUUCGCAAAAACACGAUCAGAAGAUGUUAAAGCCGUGCAUCAUCACGCAACUCUUUGACCUUUUCCAAGAGUUCUACAACGGUUCCAGAAACGCCGUCAGUCUACACAGUUUGCUCCACAAGAUUUGGGGGAACGCUGCCCAUCUAGCCGGAUACGAGCAACAGGACGCACACGAGUUCUUCAUCGCAAUGCUGGAAGCGCUUCACCUCCAUUUCGCCGUCCCUAAUUCCACCCACGCGUGCAAGUGUGUUAUCGAUGUCAUAUUUCUGGGAAGACUGCAAUCCUCGGUGACAUGUAUGGUUUGUGGCCACAAAUCCAUCACGGUUGACCCCUUCUGGGACAUUUCGCUCGACAUUGUGGGAGGGUCGAAUUCCGAUCCGAAGCACGCAAUCGGGCUGGAUGAGUGCUUGAUGCGCUACACGCGUGAAGAGCACCUCGGCUCGGGGGGCUUGAUUAGGUGCAAAGACUGCGAUCGGAACCAGGAGUCGACGAAACAGCUCAAGUUUAAAGUGUUGCCGAUAAUAUUGUGCCUCCAUCUUAAACGUUUCGAGCAUUCCACAAAUUACAAGAAGAUCGAUAAUAUCGUCCGAUUUCCGGAAAGGUUAGACCUCUCACCAUUUACAUCCAUUACCGAAGACAAGAAGAAGGGUAUCGGUAUGAUGGACUAUUUACAAGGACAAACGAAAACGACAGAUAACAGUCGUUACUCCCUUUACGCUGUGGUCAAUCACAUCGGCUCAUUCGAAGGAGGUCACUAUUAUGCAUACAUUCGACACACGCGGGACACUUGGUACAAAUGUGACGACCACAUGAUAACGAAAGCUUCACGGGAAGAAGUUCUCGCCUCUCCCGGCUAUCUCCUCUUCUACCACAAGGAAGCUCUUCUGUACGAAGAAAGUCGGCACCACCGCUACCAUGGCGGUGGUGAUCAAGCAUCCACUUCCUCCUCAUAAUUAAUCUCGUCCUCUCUCAACUUGUAGGGGAACAUAAACCUUUAUUCAGAAACUAUGUAGAACAAAAAUCGCGAAUUUCCGAAUCCAAACCCAACGUAAAAAAUGGGGGAGUGACCUUUCGGCUGCAGAAUUAAGUACGAGACUGAUGAUCCGAUUAGUGAUACUGUAUUAUUAUUUUAUCUCGCAACACUGUUAAAUUAUAAUUGGAAUGUUACGUAAACUACGCUGAGGAUAUGAACUGAAAUGGUUAACUAGUUAACUUUUGAUUCGUUUUUCUCAAAUAAUUUAUUCAUAUUUAUGGAAAUGAAAAAGUUUGCAAAUAUCUAUUCGAUCUAGUGCUCGCUAUGUUUUUAAAUGGAAACGUAUACCUUUCAUCGCCACUGGAAUACAUUAUUUAUGAAAAAUCAUGUUUCUCUUUUUGAAAUAAAGUAACCAAGCGUUUCUAAAAAGUA
Messenger RNA from Folsomia candida, 2331 nucleotides. It is a transcript of the gene not, whose product is annotated as ubiquitin carboxyl-terminal hydrolase nonstop. The transcript is spliced from 8 exons. The record is from RefSeq and is a predicted model, not a curated record. Gene Ontology annotation, molecular function: cysteine-type deubiquitinase activity; zinc ion binding. Lineage: Eukaryota; Metazoa; Arthropoda; Collembola; Entomobryomorpha; Isotomidae. Gene Ontology annotation, biological process: protein deubiquitination. Bases 308 to 1879 code for a protein of 523 amino acids.